AUGGCUACACCAACCGCCUCUGGAGCCGUGGUAACCAGCACAGUGGCCACCGCCUCCACCUCCGACUUCUACAACUACAACCCCACCAAAACUGGUGCCUCAAUCGUCGCAAUCUUGUUUGUUGUCGUAUCCUUAACCCACCUCAUCAAAGUCUUCCGCCACCGAGCAUGGUUCUUCUUCCCUAUGAUCGUCGGCGGUGUUUUGGAAUGCAUUGGCUACGUCGCGCGCGUCAAAUCGGCACAGGAGACUCCAGACUGGACUGAAGGUCCCUAUAUCGUGCAAGCCCUGACGAUUUUGGUGGCACCGGCACUCGUGGCGGCCACGAUUUAUAUGAUUCUAGGGAGGAUCAUUCUGGCGACUGAUGGAGAGACGUUCAGUCUAGUUAGGAAGAAAUGGUUGACUAAGAUCUUUGUGUGUGGAGACGUGCUGAGCUUUUUCGUGUUGGCCGGAGGGAGCGCUCUCCUCGCAUCCAAAAAGGAGUCUCUUCUCAAAUUAGGACAGAACCUAAUCCUAGUCGGCCUUUUCAUCCAGAUCGUCUUCUUCGGGCUCUUCAUUGUGGUCUCGUAUCUUUUCCACACCCGAAUCCAUCGGAACCCUACACCAAUCUCACUCUCCCCAAAUUUGAACUGGCAACAAGCGCUGUACGUAUUGUAUGCUGCGAGUCUGCUUGUUAUGGUCAGAAGCGUGGUGAGGGUGAUAGAGUACAUCCAGGGGACUGAUGGAUAUAUUUUGAGUCACGAGGUGUUUUUGUAUGUUUUCGACGCCGCCUUGAUGUUUAUUGCCAUUGCAAUUUUUGUCCUCUGGCAUCCAAGUCCCAUGUUGGGGUUGGAUAAGCGUGGAAAGAAGGGGGACUCGGAAUGGUAUCCGUUGGGUGGCACGGCCAGGCCUUGA
Hyaloscypha bicolor E is the source of this 891-nucleotide messenger RNA. Its product is annotated as putative RTA1 domain protein. The record is from RefSeq and is a predicted model, not a curated record. Lineage: Eukaryota; Fungi; Ascomycota; Leotiomycetes; Helotiales; Hyaloscyphaceae. The coding region runs from base 1 to 891 and encodes 296 amino acids. Gene Ontology annotation, cellular component: membrane. The transcript is spliced from 2 exons.